AUGAAUCAAGAUGCAGAGAUUACGCAGCUGAAGUCUGAGCUGCAAGAUGCGGAGCGCAGACAAUCUGAAGAAGUUGUGAAACUUGCUGGAGAUGUGAGGAAAUUGGAGCAGCAAGUCAAGAUGUACAACGAUCUUCUUCGGGGCAGCAAGAGCCAGGAAACCGCCAGCUGCACCCCGCAAUAG
Symbiodinium natans is the source of this 183-nucleotide messenger RNA. Lineage: Eukaryota; Dinophyceae; Suessiales; Symbiodiniaceae. The record is from the annotation of a GenBank genome assembly.